Messenger RNA from Suillus discolor, 4044 nucleotides. RefSeq names its product heterokaryon incompatibility protein-domain-containing protein. Bases 78 to 3998 code for a protein of 1306 amino acids. The record is from RefSeq and is a predicted model, not a curated record. The transcript is spliced from 6 exons. NCBI's taxonomy places the organism in Eukaryota, Fungi, Basidiomycota, Agaricomycetes, Boletales, Suillaceae. Gene Ontology annotation, molecular function: protein binding.
UCGAAAUCUUCAUUGCACAUCGACUCACUCUUGCAACAACAAGCCUUCUUCUACAAAUCUCACCUCCCAAGCCAACAAUGAAUCAAGUUCACAACAUCACCAUAAAAUUUAUGGAUUUCCCUGCCGAAUUACUGUUGGAUAUUCUUGGUCACCUAGACAUAUACGAUCUAGUCAGAGCACGCAAAGUAUGCAGUGAUAUUCGACAACUCAUUGACUCUUCCUCGGAACUUCAAUACUUGAUUGAUAUUCGAUACUUCAAUGCGAUUCCAGCAUCGUUGCCUGUCGGCGACAUCUCCGUUCCAACACGUCGCCAAUUGCUUCAAAAAAGCGAAACUGCGUGGCAGAGAGCCGAAUACUCUCAAAGAAAUUCCAUUCCGAUGUCUUACUCUCCCGACAACUACCGUUGGUCGUGCGGCAUUCUUGGAAUCCCAGCGAAAUCUCUCCAACAACUCAAGUUCGUCCAGCCCUCACUAUCAGAUGGCGACACCCACACCAUCGACCUGCAACAACGCAUCUGCAAAAUCGACAGCACAGCAUUCGAGGGUUACAGUUUUUCGCCCGCACAGGAUCUUGUGGCUAUCCUUUCCAGAACAACCCGUGGAGAGAGUCAUGCAUAUGACGUCACUUUCAGAUCAUUGUCUGAGGACAAACCCCAUCCUGAUGCCGGAUCCCCCCUCGUGAAAGCACUGGACAAUCAAAUCCAUCCACAGCUCUUCGACUCCCCCUACACGCAAUCUAUGAUCUUCGGAGACUAUUAUGGCUUGUUCUGCAAAUUUGCUCACAAAGCAGACGGUGAGCUGGUCGAUUUUCUGCAAAUUUGGAACUGGAAGUCCAAGGAAGCUUCUCAGUGCCUUCAAAUGUUUGACACGGAUUGCGGAACGACGAAUUUCAGUUUUCUAACGAACGAUAGAUUCCUCGUCGCCAGCGUGAGGGAACUAAAGUUGUUCUCCCUCGACACUAUCGAUUCGGUCAAUGCAAUCCGGCUCGUUGCCAGAUUCUCCUUCCCUGCAUUGAAGGACCCCUUCAUCUUUCACUUCAUCACCUUCAGUCCUAUUCCAUUCCAUGCCAGCGCUCAUAAUCAACUCAUCGCUAUCAAUAUGUGCAUGUCGGCGCCCACGACCAACAAAUCUCCGUAUUUCACCUUCUAUAUCGAGCGGAACACCCUCUUGGAGCUCGAAUCCACCUACAUCAGCCGUUAUGGAGAAGCCAGCCAGGAUUCUCCUAGUCUGCCUUGGUCCGCCUGGGGCCCAAAGUACACCCGAUUCUUCGAGAACUCCUACAGCUCCUGCAUACACCGCAUUUUCGGAUUCCGUAGUGCCGAGUUGAUUGGCGACCUCGUCUCUCAUGAUGGGGUGUUUCAGCCGCGACCAUUGCGCAUCCGCGACUUUAACCCUCAUAGGGUGACGGACUUCAAGGCUGGGAACAUCACUACAUCGAACCAACGACUUGUCGAAGGGGAAUCACCAAAUUCGACCCUUUUCUUGGAUCCACUGGGACCUGGUCUCCCGUAUAUCGAGACGAUAUCUCAGGAAAAGUUCCUUGCGAAUGAUAUGACCAUGGAAGCAAACAGGAUAACGUUGUUAUCCCUCAAAGUCAUGAGUCAUCAUCAGAUCCUGAUUGUGGACAUGACACUUAUAAAAACGCAGGGAAAUAGUUACCAUGGCAGUAUAACCAGAAGUCUUAUUCUCAGUCCGGUCUCCGCAUAUAGUUUGGCCAUUGCUGGAAUUAUUGGAGGGGUUGCUCUUGGAGUUUGGGUUCUUUGGUUCGUCCGCACGCACAAACUCAAGUCAAACGUCACAUUCGAUGAAUCUUCCUCUCUCGUACGAACUGACCUCCAGAGGGAUCAUGCCACCACGUCAGACAACGAGGCAUUACUCUGUUCCAUCUGUGCAAAUCUAGAUUUUUAUCAGAUAUUCCUCAAUGGCAUCCCAGAGACGGAGGACAUCCCGCUCGAUAAUCUCUCGUCCAUCUUACGAAAUUCCUAUCAAUGCAAUUUCUGCCGCCUCAUAUCCUUUCAUGUCCGCCGAACAUGGAUGCUGGACCAGUUUCCUCAUGUCGAUAUCUCAGGGAUCGAAUGUCGGAUGUUCACGAAAGGUUGUGGUUGUCUCCAGUUAGCCUCUUAUCCCCCUUCUAAAUUCCGUUGCUACCGCCUCUACGUCACGAUGGAAGGCAUAGAGGACAUUUGGAAGAGAUAUCCAGCUUUCAGGAUAGCAGGUGCGCUCAACAUUCACCUUAUGCAAGAAGACGCUUUCAAGUUUGGAAGACCGACCGACCUUCAUUGUCGCAGGGUGAAAAACACCGUGGAUAUCAACAUGGUGAAGAAGUGGAUCAAAUUGUGCCAUGCGAGCCAUGGAGAUAUAUGUAAAAGUCUUUCAAGAAUAGGCGAACACGACAAGAGGAAACUGCCGGGGUUUGUGAGAGUGGUGGACGUAGUAUUGAUGGCCGUGGUUCCCGCGCCUUCUGGUUGUCGUUACAUCGCCCUCAGUUACAUAUGGGGAGGCAUCGGCGCAGGGUAUUGGACGACGAAGGAUAAUAUAGCAGAGCGCGGCACGCCUGGCGGGUUGGGCACGGCAAAGCUCCCUGAUACCAUCACUGAUUCGAUUCUAUUCGUUCGACAACUUGGUGAACGUUACAUAUGGAUUGAUGCUUUGUGCAUUGUUCAAGAUGACUCGCAGGACAAGUUCGCUCAGAUACACGAUAUGGAUCUGGUUUACGGUCUUUCUUAUCUCACAGUAAUCGCUGCCGGUGGCACUACGGCUCGAGACCCUCUCCCAGGAUGCCGCCCACACACUAGAACGCAACAGCAUAUCGAAGUCGUUCAAGGACUUCAUCUCUAUGCGGCGCCUCCAAGACUUAAGGAGGCUCUUGCUUUGUCCGCAUGGAAUACACGUUGUUGGACUCACCAAGAGUGCGCGCUUUCCCGCCGAAGGAUAUACUUUACUGGACACCAAGUCUACUUCGAGUGCCAGUUCGAUGUCUUAUGUGAAGAUGUCAUUGCUGAAAGCGAGUGUGACUCCACCAAUUUUCUCAAGGAUUCACGAGCAGAAUACUUCCCUCAGUCUUUGGACCCCUUCGCGAGUUACAUGAUGGCCGUGAAACAGUGUGCACGGCGCAAUCUAACCGUUGAAUCAGACAUUGUUGAUGCCCUCACCGGAGUGACAAAUGCUUUAGCAAAAGCCUUUGGGCUCGGUGAACCAGACAGAGCCUUUCGCUAUGGAAUUAUGUUGACGGACCUACAUCACGCGCUUCUCUGGCAACACAAUCCACACACACCUCGUACUCGUCGUUCGCUCCCUGAUGGAUGCAGUUUACCCUGGCCUUCUUGGGCAUGGGCUACGUGGUGUGGUGCUGUUGACUACAUGUCGGAGCAUCGGUAUUUGGUGACCUAUCCUGAGGAUGCAUGGCUCGUGGACUACUUCGCCAAGCCUUCGGUGGUGGAAAUGUUUGUCGAUCCAUGGUACAUCGUGGACCAUAGUGGCAUCAUACUGCAGCUUGAUGUACGCAGGGGUUCUCGCCGGGUCGUUUUGAUUCGCGAGACAGAGGAAGAGGGAUCAACGUAUUCUUCUCCGGGAGGGAUUAUAGACCCGACGGAGAUAACCCCAGACAUUCAUCGAGCGCUCGACCCAGGCACUCUCAUUUUCCGCACGACUUCUAGCCAUUUUGCCAUUGCACGACGACGUGGUGAAGAAUCCCAUCCAUCUAUUCAUCACGGUCUUUUCGACAUUCUCUCCGCCUCCUCGCCUCCCACUUGGGUAGGUACUGCUGUCCUCCCAUUAGACGUUGCCUUGCCGACUUCCCUCGAAUUCAUCGUCCUUUCCCGUACCGGUAUACUCGGCGCGUACGACGAAGAGAGUAUUGAGUAUUACCAAGAAUGCCUGCUACAUGUGAUGGCGGUUAGUCGGAAUGGGAAUUUGAUGGAACGUGUUGGGUUGGGCGUCAUUCAUGAGACACCCUGGAUUGCUUCUGGAGCGGAAGAGAAGAUAGUGUUUCUUCGAUAAUGGUCGGCGGUGAUAGCUACUUGGUUGUUCUUCGGGAGGUCCCGGC